Helianthus annuus (common sunflower) is the source of this 1356-nucleotide messenger RNA. RefSeq lists its product as uncharacterized. Lineage: Eukaryota; Viridiplantae; Streptophyta; Magnoliopsida; Asterales; Asteraceae. The coding region runs from base 56 to 625 and encodes 189 amino acids. The record is from RefSeq and is a predicted model, not a curated record. The transcript is spliced from 6 exons.
CACCUAUUCUCUCUAAACCCUAACCGACAACUUCAUCUCCUACAUCAGAUCCAUCAUGUAUUCAUCUAUCUUUAAUCCUCUAAACCUAACUUGGUGGAUAAUCGUUGCUCAUCAUCACUUACAACUUUCUUCCUUUUCAAUCUCAAAAACCCUAGAUAGCAGUUCCAAGCAAGUACGCAACAGGUGGCCGAAUUAUUUCCUUUAUUUAUCAUCUCCAUACGCUCCCAUUUGGUGGUAUGCAAAGAGGUUUUUGCAUCCAGAUAUUGUAACAACAUAUGAUUAUACUUUCAUUUGGGAUGAAGAUCUUGGGUUUGAACACUUCAAUGCGGACAAGUAUAUCCAGUUGGUUAAGAAACAUGGGUUAGAGAUUUCUCAGCCCGGUCUUGAACCGAAUAAUGGACUAACUUGGCAAAUGACAAAGUGGAGAGGUGAUAAAGAAGUUCACAAGGUUCAUGAAGAAAAACCACGAUGGUGCAGUGAUCCUCAUUUGCCUCCCUAUGCAGUAUUUGUAGAAAUUAUGGCUCCUGUAUUUUCUCGGGCAGCUUGGCGGUGUGUGUGGCAUAUGAUUGAGGUAAAUUUACAUUUUGUGGCAUAUGAUUCAGGUCAAUUUGCAUUUUGUUAUUAACAGGUUGCUCAAGUCUCAAUUUGCUGGUAAUUACUAAUUAGUAACGGGUCAAAUUGGAUACAUUCAUCAGUUAUUCUAAUUUCUAAUUUCUUACAACAGUUAUAUAGGAGGUAGAAAGGAUAAUAAUUGAUUUAGGUUGGGCACCUCCUGAACCACUUAAAUAUAGAUGUUUGUGAAGUUUUUGUUAAAAUCUUGAUUUCAAAAGUUAAUGUUGUUAAGUGUUAACCUUAUAAAAUGGUGUGCAUAUUAAAGAAUUAGUGUUUGUAUUUGAAUUUGAUUUUAGGUUUUACUGUUGGUUUUGUCUUUUUUUUUUUUCAAAUUGGUUUGGAAAGGAAUUUAGCUUUGGGGUUUUCUUAAAAAAAGAUAGCUUUAGAUUAGAUGUGCUUUGUAUCUUUUUUUUGGUUUGGUAGAUUAGAACCCUCAGGUUUCAUGUAUUGUUGUACUAUGAUACAGAUCUGUGAUGUAGGAUGAGGGUGUAGCUGGUGGUUUUAACUUUUUAAAUUAGACGUGUGGUAGCCUAAUAUAAUCUUUAUAUAAUCAAUAAAUAUAUAUUAACAAAAGCCGCAGAGGCAGAAUGUGUUAGCUUCAAAGUCCGGAUCAUUGUGUUUUAAAUGCGAGAUACCAGUUUUAGUUAGCACCUGGAGUUUCAAAUUCCAGAUUUUUGUGUUUUAAAUGCGAGAUAGCAAAAAAUAAAUGAAGAUUAAUGGACACUUAAUUUGUUCUAUUGCAGG